Molecule: messenger RNA, 1116 nt
Organism: Syzygium oleosum
Lineage: Eukaryota; Viridiplantae; Streptophyta; Magnoliopsida; Myrtales; Myrtaceae
Product: putative clathrin assembly protein At4g40080
Exons: 1
Coding region: 1-1116 (371 amino acids)
Biological process (GO): clathrin-dependent endocytosis; vesicle budding from membrane; clathrin coat assembly
Cellular component (GO): clathrin-coated pit; clathrin-coated vesicle
Molecular function (GO): clathrin heavy chain binding; phosphatidylinositol-4,5-bisphosphate binding; 1-phosphatidylinositol binding
Source: RefSeq, a predicted model, not a curated record
AUGGCGCAGAAGCGAAAGCUCCGAGUCCUCAUGAGCAUCCUCAGGGACAAGGUCUCCAUCCUCAAGGCCACCCUCUCCCUCGCCCGCCCCUCCUCCUCCUCCUCCGCCUCCGCCGCCGUCCGCCUCUCCGUGCUCCGCGCCACCGCCGCCUCCGCGUCCCCCGGCGCCCCGCCCCCCGAGGACCGACUCGCCGCCGUCCUCCUGCUCGGCCGCGGGUCCCGCGUCACCGCGCGGUCGUGCGUCGCGGCGCUCAUGGACCGCCUCCACGGCGCCGCCGACGCCGCCGUCGCCCUCAAGUGCCUCGUCGCGCUCCACCGCGUCAUCACGCAGGGCACCUUCAUCCUCCGGGACCAGCUGUCCUUCUUCCCCGGCAGCGGCGGCCGCAACUACCUGAACCUGUCGCGGUUCCGGGACGGCUCGGACCCGGAGGCCUGGGAGCUGUCGUCGUGGGCGCGAUGGUACGCGGAGUUCCUGGAGCAGACCCUGAUCGCCUCGCGGCGGGUCGGGUUCUAUCUGUGCGGCUCGCCCCGCCGCGGCUCCACCGGGGACCGGGACGAGAAGGUGUCGGCGUCGUCGAACCCCGAGCUGUUGAUCGAGCUCGACGCGCUGCUGAGCGUUCUGGAGCGGGUCGUCGAGGCGCCCGAUCAAUCGGGGCGGCUCCGGGCGAACGAUCUCGUGCACGAGGUGGUCAGGUUGGUGGGCGAGGACUACGGCGCGACCCGGUCCGAGAUCUCGCUCCGGCUGGCGGGGCUCGGGGAGAGGCUGGACGGCUUGAGCUCCGCCGAGUUGGCUCAGCUGGCGGGCCUGCUGACCCGGCUGGGCGGCUGCAAGGACGGGCUGAUGUCGCUGUUCGGGAACCGGAAGAACAACGACGGGCUGUGGGACUCCGCCGCCGAGCUGAAGGCGAAGGCGUCGGCAGAGGAGGAGAGGAGAGAAGGGUGGAGGCUGGUGAAGAAGGAAACCAAGGCCGAUGCGGCCGAGUUGGCCCGGCUCAUAGGACGGUUCACCGAGUCAAGGAAGCUCUACGCGGUGCCGUCGGCGGCGGCGGCAGGAGGGAGCGGCGCCGGAUUCAGGGGGCUGGACUUGGUUCCUGUAACGGUCUCGGCCGUGGGGUGA